CCCCGGCAAAUAAACGACUGAGCUCGGCCGCCGCCGUCUCCGCCCCUCUGCCGCCUCAAGCUGCCGGUGACCGCAGGCCCCGCAUCCCCGCAAUUUUGGGGGUGGCGCCCCGUCAGCCAAGAGAUCAGAAUCGUCCCCGGUCCCAGCGGAAUCCGGGGCUCCCGCGUAUCAGAGACCGCACAUUUCGAAGCCGAGACCGCUGCCGGAAGCGCUGACGAUCACCGCGUUUUCCUGGCUCCCGCCCACUGGGAGGCUCUGCUUCGGCCUUGGUAAAGCCAACAGCAGCUAGCUACCUAGUCAGUUCGCCCCGGGGGGCUAGGCGGGUAUCACAUGCGUCAGCUAAAACCCGAAGUGGCGGUCGAGUUGAUAUAAACCCCUGACAUCUCAAAACAUUCUGUCUCGUCUAGUUUUUCUUAAUGCUGCGACACCAAACAUGGCCCUCAUCAACUUCAUCUUCUCGCCGUGGGCACCAGCUGCCCUGUUAGUGGCUGCUGUGGUGUACUAUAUUUACCCGUAUCUUGUGACCUACCGGCACCUCAAACACAUUCCAGCGCCGUUCCCAGCUCAGUUCUCAAAUUGGUGGUUACUCCUAGUAGCCCGCCGAGGCGACCGAUACGACACGGUCGACAAGCUGCACAAGAAGUUGGGUCCGGUUGUGCGUAUCCAGCCGAACCAUGUCAGCCUCUGCGAUGACGAGGCCAUCCAACUCGUCUACGGCCACGGCAACGGUCUCCUGAAAGCGGACUUUUACGAUGCUUUCGUGAGCAUUCAGCGCGGCCUGUUCAACACGCGGGAUCGCGCUGAGCACACGCGCAAGCGCAAGAUCGUGUCGCACACCUUCUCCGUCAAAUCGGUAGCCCAGUUCGAGCCGUACAUCCACAGCAACCUGGAGCUCUUUGUCCGCCAACUGGACAACCUCAUCUUGCGCUCCAACAACCCUGACGGCGCGGCUCACCUCGACUGCCUCAACUGGUUCAACUACCUCGCCUUUGACGUCAUCGGCGAUCUCGCUUUCGGCGCGCCGUUCGGCAUGCUGUCCUCCGGCGCCGACAUGGCCGAGGUCCGCGCUUCCCCGGAGAGCCCGCGCAUCUACGCGUCCGCCAUCGAGAUCCUCAACCGGCGCGGCGAGGUCUCCGCGGCGCUCGGCAGCCUCCCCAGCCUCAAGCCCUACGCCAAGCACUUCCCAGACCCCUUCUUCAGCCAGGGCCUCCAAGCCGUCGAGAACCUCGCCGGCAUCGCCAUCGCGCGCGUCAAGUCCCGCCUCGAAAACCCGCCCCCAUCCGAACGCAAGGACCUCCUGCAGCGACUAAUCGACGGGCGCGACGAAAAAGGCCAACCACUCGGGCGGGAGGAGCUCACAGCGGAAGCCCUAACCCAACUCAUCGCCGGCAGCGACACAACAUCCAACUCAUCAUGCGCACUACUCUUCCACGCGGUGCGCACCCCCGGAGUCAUCCAAAAACUGCAGGCCGAGCUCGACGGCGCGCUCCCCGCAGACCUGGACGUGCCGACCUUCGACAUGGUGCGCGACCUGCCCUACCUGUCCGCCGUCGUCAACGAGACCCUGCGCUUCCACUCCACCUCGGGCAUCGGCCUCCCGCGCCAGAUCCCCGCCGACGCCGCCCAGGGCAUCCAUUACCACGGCCACUACUUCCCCCCCGGGACCGUGCUGAGCGUGCCGACCUACUCGAUCCAUCACUCCAAGGAGAUUUGGGGCGCGGAUGCGGAUGAGUUCAAGCCGGAGCGAUGGGAGGAUUUGACGGCGAGGCAGAAGAAUGCGUUUAUUCCGUUUAGUUAUGGUUCGCGCGCGUGCGUGGGGCGGAAUGUGGCCGAGAUGGAGAUGAAGCUCAUCGUGGCCACGUGGUCGAGGCGGUACCAUGUUAGUUUGCGGCAGGAUUAUAUGGACACCAAGGAGGGGUUCUUGAGGAAGCCGUUGGGGUUGGAGAUUGCGUUGAAGCGGAGGAUGUGAGGGGUGGUUCGUUGGGGAUCAUAUCUCAGGGGGUUCUUCCUACCAACCCGUGACGCCUUUGACGCUGCAACGUGGGCAAUAGCC
Molecule: messenger RNA, 2053 nt
Organism: Chaetomium fimeti
Lineage: Eukaryota; Fungi; Ascomycota; Sordariomycetes; Sordariales; Chaetomiaceae
Product: cytochrome P450
Exons: 2
Coding region: 434-1969 (511 amino acids)
Molecular function (GO): iron ion binding; heme binding; oxidoreductase activity, acting on paired donors, with incorporation or reduction of molecular oxygen
Source: RefSeq, a predicted model, not a curated record